Phragmites australis (common reed) is the source of this 2265-nucleotide messenger RNA. RefSeq names its product probable galacturonosyltransferase 4. Bases 79 to 2040 code for a protein of 653 amino acids. The transcript has 9 exons. Lineage: Eukaryota; Viridiplantae; Streptophyta; Magnoliopsida; Poales; Poaceae. The record is from RefSeq and is a predicted model, not a curated record. Gene Ontology annotation, molecular function: polygalacturonate 4-alpha-galacturonosyltransferase activity.
GUGCUAAACAUAGCGGAGGGAUUGGCCGCAGCGAGCGAAAGCGAAAUCCUGUCACAGACGAGAAAACCAAACUCGAAGAUGGUGAGGACGAGGAGGAGGUCGGUGCUGCUGCUCCUCCUCGCCCUAACGGUGCUCUCCCCGCUCGUGCUCUACAGCAACCGCCUCUCCGGGGCGCUUAACCCCAUCCAGACGCGGGAUUUUCCCGGCGAAAUCGCGAAUCAGGGCCGUGGCGUCAAGGCAGACAAGCUGAAUGCGCUUCCUCUGGAAACUGUGAGUUCUUUGAAAGAACCUGUCGGCGUCGUCUUCUCGGAGGAACUGGGAGAGUUGGCAAAAGAAUCGACUGAAUCCGAGAGCCAAGAAUUGCCAUUGAGGAAGGCAGGGGAGCACAAGAACCGAGUGCUUUCUGAGGCCACGGCGGUUGCUGACCGCGCCGAGUUGAAAGAUGAGGAAGCGAUUGAGCAAGUGACCACGAGGGAGGGACGAGAUGUCGGCUCCGCGAGGGGCGUGUCAGAUGAGCAGGAGCAAACUGCAGGAUCACAGCAGCAAUCUUCCUCUGAGGGGAGUUUACUGGAGAGUAUACCAAAACAGAUAUCUGCUAAGGUCAUCGUGGAAAACUCCCAAGCAGUUAGAACAGAUGGUAGAACUAAAAACAUUGUUUUGCCUGAUACAAGAAUCCGGAAUAUCAAGGAUCAGUUAAUCAAGGCAAAGGUAUACCUUGGUCUUGGAUCUAUUAGAGCAAAUUCCCAAUACUUAAAAGACUUGCGACAGAGGAUACGAGAGGUUCAAAAGGUGCUUGGUGAUGCAUCCAAGGACUCUGAUCUACCAAAGAAUGCAAAUGACAAGGUGAAAGCACUGGAGCAGAUACUGAUUAAGGGCAAACAGAUGCAGGAUGAUUGUUCUGUUGUUGUCAAAAAGCUUCGAGCUAUGCUUCACUCAGCAGAAGAGCAGCUGAAUGCACACAAGAAACAGACUGUUUUUCUGACACAACUUGCAGCUAAAACUCUACCUAAAGGUCUUCACUGCCUCCCUUUGAGGCUAGCUAAUGAAUAUUUUUCAUUGGAUCCGGGGCGGCAGCAGUUCCCAAACCAACAAAAGCUCGUUAACCCAAAACUGUAUCAUUAUGCCUUGUUCUCGGAUAAUAUACUAGCAACAGCGGUUGUUGUUAAUUCAACAGUGUUAAAUGCCAAGCAUCCUUCUGAUCAUGUCUUCCACAUAGUGACUGACAGACUAAAUUACGCUCCAAUGAGAAUGUGGUUCCUCUCUAACCCUCCUGGAAAAGCAACAAUCGAAGUACAGAAUAUUGAGGAGUUUACAUGGCUAAAUGACAGCUAUAGUCCAGUGCUCAAACAACUUGGGUCCCAAUCCAUGAUUGAUUAUUACUUCAGAACGAAUCGUGCAAACUCAGAUUCAAACUUGAAAUACAGAAACCCAAAAUAUCUGUCAAUCCUUAAUCAUUUGCGAUUUUACCUGCCUGAGAUAUAUCCGAAGCUUGACAAGAUGCUCUUUCUUGAUGAUGACGUAGUAGUAAAGAAGGAUCUGAGUGGCAUCUGGUCAAUCAAUAUGAAGGGGAAGGUAAACGGUGCUGUUGAGACUUGUGGAGAAAGCUUCCAUCGCUUCGAUCGUUACCUGAAUUUCUCAAAUCCUGUUAUUGCCAAGAAUUUUGACCCCCAUGCUUGUGGUUGGGCUUUUGGAAUGAAUGUGUUUGAUCUGGCUGAAUGGAGGCGGCAGAACAUAACCCAGAUCUAUCAUUCCUGGCAGAAGCUUAAUCAAGACAGAUCGCUUUGGAAACUCGGCAGUCUCCCUCCGGGUUUGAUCACAUUCUGGAAUAAGACAUUCCCCCUCAACCGGUCAUGGCAUGUUCUCGGUCUAGGUUACAAUCCUCAUGUAAGCAGUAGAGACAUUGAGCGUGCUGCGGUCAUACAUUACAAUGGCAACAUGAAGCCCUGGCUAGAGAUUGGCCUGCCCAAGUUCCGAGGCUACUGGUCGAAGUAUCUGGAUUAUGACCAACCUUUCCUGCGGGAAUGCAACAUCAAUCCAUGAAGGAAGAUCAGAUGGCACCUUCAAUCCCUUCUGACAUAACCAAUAGCUUGUUUUUUGCCUAUGCGCUCAGUAGCCUAGGCAGCCUAGUAUUCAAUUCAAUUUGUCUUAGAUUUCGGUUGUUAACCGGAUCGCUUCUUGUUACUCCCUCUGCAUAAUUGCAGAAGAUAUAGCUGUAACGUUUUGAGGGUACAUGCUUCAUAGCAGGAAAUUUUUUAGAUAGCGCAA